Messenger RNA from Dictyostelium purpureum, 2022 nucleotides. RefSeq lists its product as uncharacterized. Bases 1 to 2022 code for a protein of 673 amino acids. The transcript is spliced from 2 exons. Lineage: Eukaryota; Evosea; Eumycetozoa; Dictyosteliales; Dictyosteliaceae. Gene Ontology annotation, cellular component: membrane; oligosaccharyltransferase complex. Gene Ontology annotation, biological process: protein N-linked glycosylation. The record is from RefSeq and is a predicted model, not a curated record.
AUGAAAUUGUUAUUAUUAUUAUUAUUAAGUAUUUUAAUUUCAAUUAAUUAUUCAGCACCAACUUUUACAAAUCGUGGUAUUAGCAGUGUUUAUAGUAAAAAUGAUAUAAAUAAUUUAAAUAGAUUUAUUUCAACACAAAAGCAAGGUAAACUAUAUGGCACAGAUAAUCAACAAUUAAAAGAUACAUUCUAUGCAGUUGGUGCAUUAACCCGUUUAGGUGAAAGUGUUUCAGAUGCAAAGACUAUUUGUUCAACAGUCAAAGAGCAAUUAGAAACCAAUAAAUUUAGUGAUAUUGAAUUACUUUACAAUGGUGUCACUAUUUUAUCAGAAUUAAAAUGUAUUGAAGAAAUCAGCAGUGCCUCCAAAAAGAUUCAAGAAACUUUAAAGAGCAAAUUACAAAAUGGUGAUCUUUUAGAGACUACCCAAGCAGUCAAUAUUGUUUUCACACUUCAAUCUGCCAAACUCGUUACAAAUGAUGAUUUUGAUUUAACCUCAUCUGUCAAGCGUAUUGUUUCAUUAAUGGUCGAAGACGAAGGUACCUUUAAGAGCACCGAAUCCGAUAGCGAAGGUACUCUUUUAAAUACCGCUGCUGCCUAUUUUGCACUCGCUCGUUUAUCACAUCGUUUAGAUAACCAAGAAGUCGAUAAGCAAGUUGCCAAAGUUGUUCAUAAGAUGGAUACCGUCAUUGCCAACGCCGAAGAAACCACCGAUACUCUUUACUUUACUGAUCUCCAAACUACCGCUUCACUUUUCCACUCAAUGUUAUCAUUAGCUAGUAUCAAUGAAAAAGUAGCCGAUUUCGUUAGUGCCAAACAAGUUAAUCAAAUCGCAGAGUAUCUCUUGAAACAAAAGAAUGUUGAAUCAUUAUCAAACGCUUAUUAUUUAAUCGUUGGUUUAAAGAAAUGUCAAAAGAACUCUGUUUCACAACCAUUAUCCUUAACCCUUGAAAAAUCAAUCUUUUCACCAAGCAAUUUAGCCACCGUUGAUGCUUUUGUUACCGACAUCUUUGGUCAAAACAUUCCAGCCACCGUCAAUGUAAACAAAAUUGUUAGCAGCAAAGCUCCACGUUCCACCCCAGUUCUUAGCGACAAGAAGAUGACUACCACCGGUAACAAACAUUCCAUUGAUGUCUCCAAUGAAAAUCUUAAAUUAGGUUUAUACAAUAUCGAAUUCAAAGUUGUUCCAACCGACAAUGAAGACUAUGCCGAAAUCACCUCAACUCAAGUCAUCACCAUCACUGGUUCAAUCACCGUUGACGAUAUGAAAUUCUCUUUUGCUCCAAAAGCUGACCAAUUAGGUUCACCAAAGAAUAGCCAAGAUGUCGUCUUUGGUAAAAAAUUAUCAUUGGUCGAUAUUCCAGCUAACAACCUCGCUAGAGUCUUCUUUAGAAUCAACUCUGACAAACAAGUAUUUGUUCCACAACAAGUUGGUAUUCGUUUCUACUCACCAUCACGUGAAAUCGUUGUCCCAGUUACUCAUAGUGCCGAAUCAUUCAGUUACACUCUCACAAACAAAGAAAUGGGUAAACUUUUAGGUUAUCAAUCAGGUAAUUAUCAAAUGGAUUUAAUUGUUGGUGACCAAUCCAUCACUCCAUUACAAUGGAAUUUUGGUGAAAUUAAUCUCAAAUUCUCCCAAAAAACCCAACCAACCUCUCGUUACACUGAAAACCAACCAAUUGUACACGCUUUCAGACAACCAGAAAAAAGACCACCACAAUCAGUUUCAAAUUUGUUCACUCUUUUAGUUUUAUCACCAGCUGCUAUCUUUUUACUUGGUAUCUUUGUUGUUGGUUUCAAUCUCGGCAAAUUCCCAACUGGUAUGGGUUUCAUUUGGACAAUGGGUUUCAUUGCUUCAGUCUCAUCAAUUGCUCUUUUAAUUAUUAACUAUUGGAUCCACUCAACUAUGGAUGUCACCCUCAAAAGAUUAGCUUUAUUAUUAAUUCCAACUAUUUUCUUUGGACAUCGUUCAAUGAGUUAUUACUAUAACAAAUACAAUACCGAAAAAGAAAUUAAAAAAGAUUAA